CUCUCUGACACUGAGACCUACGGGGCUCUCUCAAAUUUAAUAACAUUUUUUAGUCAAGCGAAGCUCAGUAGUUUUUGAUUCUUCGGUUUGUGAGAAGUAGCUGAACACCGUGCGUUCUUUCCCCCACCAGCAGUGUGGUUUUGAGACGGCCCCUAACUCGUUGUGGCACAGCCCCCUCUUGUCCAGAUAGAGCCAAUUUCUGAUGUUACGUUCAGGUGAACGUGAGCCCGUAGUUUCAUCUCUUACACUCCCGGGUUCGUAGACUUUUACCUGCUUCGAUACGGUUAUGUGUGGCCUGUGAUUACACCUGCUGGAACCGGCGGUGAAGCACACGGACGUUAUUCUCGCGGGAGCCUCUCAUCUUUGCGUGCAUCCGUAAUUACUCCCGACAUGAAAAGAAACGGCGCGUACAGGUUUCUGUCGGUUUUCUCGUGCUUUAUCGUUUGCGUGUUCUUGUUUUUAUUUUGGUUCUUCAUUUUUUACUCGAUGAUGCUCGCGCCAUAGAGACACAUUUCUGCGGCGGCUAGCCGAGGCUAACCGGUCGGGCUGCCUACCCACACUGCCCCGCUUUAUUGGAAAAAAAAAAAAAAAAAAAAAAAUCCCCGCUUAUCACAUGAUCAACUUCACCAGGAAGUAAGGGUUUCUGUGAGUGAAGCUGCGAUGGCAUCUGACACCAGUGGAGCAGCGACCUCCGCUGCAGACCUCAAGCUGCAGUUUGCCCCCUUCAGCAGUGCUCUGGAGGCAGGUUUCUGGCACCAGCUCACUCAGAAGAAGCUCAAUGACUAUAGGCUGGACGAGAGCCCCAAGUGUAUCAAAGGAUACUACUACAAUGGUGACCCAGUUGGUUUGCCCACUCGCCUGACUUUGGAGUUCAGUGCAUUUGAUGUGGAUGGUCCCACCCCAGCCCAUUGCUGUCCAGCUAUCGGAACGCUGUAUAACACCAACACACUUGAUGCCUUUAAGAGCACUGAUAAAAAAGCUCUGCUGGAGAAAGAGGCUAAGGAGAUAUGGGAUGCCAUACAGUCUGGGGCUGCAUUGAAAGACCCAUCCAUCCUCUGUAGAUUCAUUCUGCUGACCUUUGCAGAUCUGAAGAAGUACCAUUUCUAUUACUGGUUCUGCUUCCCUGCACUCUGCUUCCCAGAGGGGAUAAAGAUUGUCCAGCAGCCUUCUGUCCUAGAGCAAGUUUUCUCAGCAAAACAGAUCGCAGCCUUGCAGGAGGCCUAUGAUGGUCUGUGGAUCAAAAGAGGGACCGGUGCAGUUCCUUACUUCCUAAUGAAGUACACGGCUGACACCGUUCAGAUGGCCCCGCUCGGGGACUGCGAUACAUUCUUCUCUGAUGCUGAGAAGGUUACUGUGGGGGUCUAUGAUCCAUGUACUCUGUCUCAACAUCCGGGUUGGCCUCUGAGAAAUCUACUGGUCCUCUUAGCUAACCGAUGGGGCUCUAAACUGGACACAGUGGAGGUGCUGUGUUUUAGGGACAGAACUCUGCAGGGAAGCCGCUCCAUUCAGCACAGUGUCAUCUUCCAGGUCAGACUACCUGAACUUUCCAACAACUCAGCGUGUCCAAAGAGUGUAGGUUGGGAGAAGAACCCCAAGGGGGCCAUGGGACCCAGGAUGGUCAACCUCAGUGAAUGCAUGGACCCUAAAAGGCUUGCAGAGUCGUCUGUGGAUCUGAACCUGAAGCUAAUGAGAUGGAGGCUGGUUCCUUCCCUGGACCUGGACAAGGUGGUCAGCACAAAGUGUCUUCUACUGGGAGCUGGGACUCUCGGCUGCAAUGUAGCCAGGACUCUAAUGGGAUGGGGAGUGAGACACAUCACAUUUGUAGACAAUGCCAAGAUCUCAUACUCCAAUCCAGUUCGGCAGCCGCUCUAUGAGUUUGAGGACUGUCUCGGAGGAGGGAAGUCCAAAGCCAUGGCAGCUGUUGACCGACUCUCCAAAAUCUUUCCUGGCGUGAAUUCACAGGGUUACAAUAUGAGCAUCCCCAUGCCUGGCCACCCAGUGAAUUUUUCUCAGGCCACUGUUUCCCAGGCCCAGAGGGACGUUGAGCAGCUGGAGAAACUGAUUUCAGAACAUGAUGUGGUUUUCUUACUAAUGGAUACGAGGGAGAGCCGCUGGCUGCCUACAGUGAUAGCUGCCAGCAAAAGGAAGCUAGUGGUGAAUGCUGCUCUGGGCUUUGACACAUUUGUCGUGAUGCGCCACGGCCUGAAGAAACCCCCCGUCAGUCAGAAUGUUUCCACAGGAGCAGACUCUUCCCCUUCCUGCUCUUCUGCCUCUUCUUCAUCCUCCACACCAGCCGGCUCUGCGCCCUCCAUCCCAGGAUCCUCUCUGUUCUCCAACAUCCCAGGGCACAAGUUGGGCUGCUACUUUUGCAACGAUGUUGUGGCACCAGGAGAUUCUACCAGGGAUCGGACUCUGGAUCAGCAGUGCACAGUCAGCAGACCAGGCCUCGCCAUGAUUGCUGGAGCCCUGGCUGUUGAGAUGAUGGUGUCCAUUUUGCAGCACAGUGAAGGGGGCUAUGCAGUGGCCAGCAGCAGUGACGACCGAAUGAAUGAACCUCCCACUUCUCUGGGUCUAGUGCCACAUCAGAUCCGAGGUUUUCUUUCAAGGUUCGACAAUGUCCUGCCUGCCAGCCUGGCCUUUGACAAAUGCACUGCCUGCUCACCCAUUGUCCUGGACCACUAUGAGAGGGAAGGUUUCAACUUCCUGUCCAAGGUUUUUAAUUCUUCCCACUCUUUCCUGGAAGACCUGACGGGGCUGACAUUGUUGCACCAGGAGACACAGGCAGCAGAGAUUUGGGACAUGAGCGAUGACGAGAGCAUCUGAAGGACUGGAUGAACAAACCCUGAGCCACCAAAGGACUGGACACUCCAAUCCAUGUUUCCGUCUAUUUCUUUUUAAUGGACCAUAUAUUUUCAAAUGACAAGGGGAGCGAGUGGCUGACCGAGGGCUUUGUGGACAACACUGGACGCAGUCAUAAAAUUCAACUCAUCAAAACCAAAAACUGCUUCAGAAAAGUUGCUUUAAAAUUCCUAUUAGUCCUUAUUUGGAUUCAAAAUCGUUGGACCUUCAGAGGUGAGUAAUAAUUUGGCUAAAAAAGAUAAACCGCAACAGAAUCCGAUUCGGUGAGCGUCUUUUUCUUCAGCGUGACAUUAGAAACAGGAUCAAGUCGGGAUUCCACAUUGUGUACAUGGAGCUGUUGUAUUUAAGGGAGAAUGUUCCUGCUUCUGUUACUUAAUGAUGUUAUCAGUCACUGUUACUCACGGAUUGGAGUCGGCUCAACACGCCACAUUUGCAUUGAAAAAGCUUCACUGAAUGGUGACAGGCCUUUUGGCAAGACUUUGACAUACUGCAUCUGCUCGCUCAUUCAGUUUGAAAAAGAGCUUUGGGUGAAUUAUGAAAAUACAGAAACACGGAGGACAACUCAGCAAAUCCAUCCAUCUCCCCGUCUGUUUACUAGCGACUGUGAUUCAUACAGUACAGUUAAUAGUAAAACCAGCUUUGUAACUUUCAAAGUGUUACUCUGAGAAAACACCUGCACAGAUGUUACUGUACAGCAACUGAACUGUGGCUUCUGAUAGAGAAACAAUUUAGUUACUGUAGAAACCCUGGAGCACACAGCUGCAGUUUAAUCUAAAAGAGCCAGUGGACAAACCAAAGGUCUUUUUGGUUCGUUUGUGUUGAGGCGUGCAUGUGCUUGUCUGUGCAAUUUUUGUUUUCUUUUUUUACUCUGUGCCCUGUGUCUGAUCUGCUAACAUGUACAAUGAUUUCAGUGUAGUGAAAUGUAAAUUUCAAUAGCAGCUUAGGUACUUAUGGAAGAGGAUUAGUGCAAUGUGAAAUAGAGAUUGAAGUCAGAAUUGUGAGGAAAACACAGAAUUCUAAAAUAAAAAACCCAGAAGUUAGACGUUUGUCUUCAGUUAGAUUAAACUCAGGAUUCACUUUGUUUUCAUAAUUCUGUCUUUCCUCCGAGCUGUUUUGUUGCCCUAAUUCUGUACUUUAAGUAUUUAACCAAAAACUGGAAUAAAUUAUAUUGCUGCAUUCA
Xiphias gladius (swordfish) is the source of this 4039-nucleotide messenger RNA. RefSeq names its product ATG7 autophagy related 7 homolog (S. cerevisiae) (gene atg7). The record is from RefSeq and is a predicted model, not a curated record. The coding region runs from base 661 to 2823 and encodes 720 amino acids. Lineage: Eukaryota; Metazoa; Chordata; Actinopteri; Istiophoriformes; Xiphiidae. Gene Ontology annotation, cellular component: cytoplasm; phagophore assembly site. The transcript has 19 exons. Gene Ontology annotation, molecular function: Atg8 activating enzyme activity; Atg12 activating enzyme activity. Gene Ontology annotation, biological process: autophagosome assembly; protein modification by small protein conjugation; autophagy of mitochondrion.